CGUCAAUUGACUUGUCGUAGACGUAACGAUAGACAAAUUUAUUUAUUACAUUUAGUCGAAUGGCGCGUAAGACGCGUUCGCAUCGUUAGGGCGAAAGUCAUCAUUUUCGCCAGCUUGAAUCGACAAUGUACAAGUUUUCGUGUUUCUUCUUUCGAACAGGCGGCACUAUUAGCGAUGGUCCUGGUAGGAGUUCGAAACGAACCGCAAGGCCCAGCCUAUCUUCCGCCCAGCACUCGACCUGGAGGAGGCGGGACCGGUCAUCCGGACGACUGGGCCGGUGAUCCGGCGAACUAUGAGUUCUCGUACGAGGUCCAGGACGCGGCGGCGGGUCUAGACUUCGGGCAUCGCGAGAUGAGGAAGGAUAUGGAGGCUACUGGGACCUAUCACGUGCUGCUGCCGGACGGUAGGACUCAGAUCGUCGAUUAUAUCGCCGAUCAGAACGGCUAUCGGCCGAUGGUGCGAUAUGAGGGAACCGCCACUUAUCCCGCACCCGGACCGGCGGGACCAGCGGGACCUGGACAGGAAGAGGGCUAUAGAUACUAAUGUCCUAACUUUCUCUCUCCCCCCCCCCCUCUCUCUCUCUCUCUCUCUCUCUUUCUCUCGUAAAAUAUCUAUUUUCAUUAAAAGAAUCAAUUAAAUAAAUCAUACGUACAUGACCAACAUAAUGUGUUUAAUAACCAUUUUAUAUUAACUUAUUAUUCUUUACCAUUUUAAUGGAAUUUAUUAUGAAUAAAUGAUUAUGACUUUAUUAUGAUCAAUACAUAUUAUAUUUAUACUUAUAUUCAUCACUAUGUUUCUAUCGUUCCCUUUGUUUUUUUUUAACAGGGACGACUUUAAUUUAAAAAGAAAUCAGAAUGGUAUGAUGUAGCAAAACGUUGACCGUGAUUGUGACAAGCAUGAUUUUAUCUGUAACAUGUAAUAAAUAAAUAAUUUAAGGAAAACGUAAUAAAACCUCUCUUCCCUCGUUCUUUUUGAUAUUCCCAGGGUUGAUAAGUUAAUAUUUUUUAAACUUGAUUAAAUUAAAGUUAAUUAUUUAUAUAAAUGGAGGGACAACUGUAAUUCAGUAGUAGAGUGGCAUAAUCCCGUCUCUCCCGGUCUCUCCCCGUCUCUCCCGGUCUCUCCCGGUCUCUCCCCGUCUCUCCCCGUCUCUCUCGGUUUCUCCCGGUCUCUCCCGUCUCUCCCUGUCUCUCCCCGUCUCUUCCGGUAUAGAUAACCAUUUAUACAAAUUUGACAGCUGUCAAAAUUCAAUCGCAAUGAUUACUCUCGCAACACAAAGUAAGCGCAACGAGAGAACUAAUCGGCAUCGCGGAAAAGCGACAACAAUACUUCGAGAGAGU
Molecule: messenger RNA, 1337 nt
Organism: Monomorium pharaonis (pharaoh ant)
Lineage: Eukaryota; Metazoa; Arthropoda; Insecta; Hymenoptera; Formicidae
Product: pro-resilin
Exons: 2
Cellular component (GO): extracellular matrix
Source: RefSeq, a predicted model, not a curated record